UUAUUUCUAGAUGAGAGUCCUUACAAAAAAGACAGAAGAAGAAAUUCGUCGUGAUUUUUUCGGACCAGUUCAAGAGGCGGCUUGCAAGCCUUAUCUUCUAGAUGUUGAUCCUCGAAAAUCGUGGUGUGAGCUGUCAGAACUCCGUCUGAGCACUUUAAUCUGCGAGUUUAAACCGAUCGGAAUCAAUAAACAUUUUCAUCUAAUUGGAAUAAUUGAACGUAUGGGAAAAGUGUUUGACAAUGAAAAUGCUCAAGUCGAAAUAUUUCUAAGCGAAGAGAACAGAGUUGCAUUCCGUAACCAACAAAGAGACCUCUUGAUGGGAGGACGCCCAGAACGAACUUCAUAUCCGCCUAAAUACUUGUGUCGUCCUUCACUUGAAAUGAUCGAAGAUAAGCUCAAAAAAUGGUUCGGUCUGAGAUUCUGUGAAGAAAAUGAAUCGUAUCCAAGCGAGUUUAAUAGUGUCACCGAUUACGAACUUCCCGAGUAUAUCAUGGCUGAAGUGCGCGAGCUUUCAGAUAAGAGAGCAGAAAGAGAAAGAAACACAGACAACGGGAUCGUCGAGUCGGAAAAGAAGAGUACCAUCCCCAGAAGAUUGACAGAAGAAGAUGAAAAUUAUGACAUUCAAACUUAAAUGAUCUCUCUAUGAUUCCUUCUACGCUAUCUAAUUAUAAUUCAAUGUGUACCUUUCUUUCAUAUACCAAUUGCAAAAUAUCAUGUUAUGUAUUCCAAUUUCUGUUUCGAAUAACAAUUAUCAUUUUUCAUAGAAAAAAUUUA
This is a messenger RNA of Caenorhabditis elegans, 774 nucleotides long. Its product is annotated as EAF7 family protein. Gene Ontology annotation, biological process: regulation of DNA-templated transcription. The record is from RefSeq and is marked reviewed. Gene Ontology annotation, cellular component: NuA4 histone acetyltransferase complex; nucleus; H4/H2A histone acetyltransferase complex. NCBI's taxonomy places the organism in Eukaryota, Metazoa, Nematoda, Chromadorea, Rhabditida, Rhabditidae.